Arabidopsis lyrata subsp. lyrata is the source of this 612-nucleotide messenger RNA. Its product is annotated as paired amphipathic helix protein Sin3-like 3. The coding region runs from base 192 to 491 and encodes 99 amino acids. Gene Ontology annotation, molecular function: transcription corepressor activity. Gene Ontology annotation, cellular component: chromatin; histone deacetylase complex. The record is from RefSeq and is a predicted model, not a curated record. The transcript is spliced from 2 exons. Gene Ontology annotation, biological process: negative regulation of transcription by RNA polymerase II. Lineage: Eukaryota; Viridiplantae; Streptophyta; Magnoliopsida; Brassicales; Brassicaceae.
CUUGUACCCGUAGUAAAUUUUCUGGUUUGUUACUUUGAACUCUUUUUACAAUUCUUAUUUGAUUGUUUUUUUUAAUCAAUCUAAAGUUUAGUGUUAUCAUGUUCUCAUGCUUUGCAAUAUGCAUAGUGCAUGGUUCAUUGCAUGUACUUUUCAGUUCUAGUAAUUGUGAUUAAUUUGACCAACUUUGAACCAUGGUGGGAGGAGGAAGUAAACAUGUUGGAGAAGGAAGUAAACCGAAGGCAAAAAUAGAUGAUGCGUAUGCAUAUCUUAGGGCUGUGAGGGCUAAAUUUCAUAAUGAUAGGAAAAAAUAUGAUGACUUUGUUACUGUCAUGAAUAAUUUUAAAGCUCGAAGAAUUGAUAGGGAUGGUUGCAUAAAAGAGGUGGAACAACUGCUUAAAGGACAUCGAGAUUUGAUUUCUGGCUUUAAUGCAUUCUUACCAAAGUGUUUGGAGAUCAAAAAUUAUUAUAUUGGGGCAGGAGAGGGUAGGUGAAUAUCUUGGGAUUUUUUCGUUCGUCUAAACCAAGUUUGGUUUAGAUAUGUACUUAGUCGAAAUAAUUAUUUGUGAUCCGUUCUCUUUCUUCAUCUAAUUUCCGUAAGAUUAUAAUGUUAGU